CGUUUUGGUGUUUCCUGAAAAAAUUUCUCCCCUUUUUUUCUUUUUUGUGAUUUGUAAAAGAAUCUUACAAAGCAAGAUAACCACGACAUGGCCGAAAGCAAUAACAAUCAAUCACAAAAUCCUUUAAUGGAUUCAGUUGCCAUUGAAAAGGCCAAUCUAUUUUCAGAAUUCCUUGAACGCGACGACCAUGAACAUGAAAAGGGUUCUUAUAAGGAUCAAAUUCCACUUAUGUUACAAAAUGGACGACGCCGUAUGGUUGUCAGUAUUGAUGCACUUCGUCAAUUCAAUGCUGACUUAUGUAGUGCUCUUUUAAGCAGCCCUGCAGAUUGCUUACCUGCUUUUGAUUCAGCACUGAACAAAAUAGUCAAAACAAUCGCAGACCCGAGAGAUUAUAAUGAAGACAGACCUUUCUACAUCGCCUUCAAAGGAAGCUUUGGUUAUAACCAUGUUAAUCCACGUACUUUAAGGUCAGCACAUUUGGGUAAAUUUGUCUGUAUUGAAGGUAUUGUUACUCGAUGCUCUUUAGUCCGUCCCAAACUUGUAAAAUCUGUGCAUUACUGCGAAAAGACCAACAGCCACUACAUGCGAGAAUAUCACGACGCUACAACGCCUGGCAACAGUUAUAUACCCAGCUCAGGAGCCGUCUAUCCUACAACUGAUGCUAACGGUAAUCCUCUGAUUACAGAGUUUGGUUACAGUACCUAUCGUGAUCACCAAACUUUGACCAUCCAAGAAAUGCCCGAGCGUGCACCAGCUGGUCAGCUUCCCCGUCCUGUGGAUGUUAUUUUAGACGAUGAUUUGGUUGAUCGAGCCAAACCCGGCGACCGCGUAUCUAUUGUUGGUAUUUACAGAUCACUCGGCAACCGUAACGCUAAACAAACCAGCUCUGCAUUCAAAACUGUUAUAGUUUGUAACGAGAUCAGUCUAUUGAGUACCAAAGCUGGCGGUGGCAUUGCUGCACCCAAAAUCACUGAUAAAGAUAUUGUCAACAUUACGACAUUAGCACGUAAGAAAGAUUCUUUCAAAAUACUUUCAAGAUCAUUAGCGCCCUCCAUUUGGGGUCAUGAUUACAUCAAGCAAGCUGUAUUGAUGAUGUUAUUGGGUGGUGUGGAGAAAAAUUUGGAAAAUGGUACUCACAUCAGAGGUGAUAUUAAUAUGCUCAUGGUUGGUGAUCCCUCUACUGCCAAAUCCCAAAUGCUAAGAUAUGUAUUGAAUAUUGCACCUCUCGCAAUCGCCACCACUGGCCGUGGAUCAUCAGGCGUCGGUCUGACGGCUGCUGUCACUAGUGAUAAGGAAACUGGCGAAAGACGUUUAGAAGCAGGCGCGAUGGUGUUAGCUGAUCGUGGUGUUGUUUGUAUUGAUGAAUUUGAUAAGAUGGGUGAAAACGAUCGUGUAGCCAUUCAUGAAGUAAUGGAACAACAAACUGUCACUAUUGCUAAGGCCGGUAUUCAUACUUCCCUUAACGCUAGAUGCAGUGUCCUUGCUGCUGCCAAUCCCGUUUACGGCAUGUAUGAUUUAACCAAAGAUCCUGCCAAAAACAUCGCUCUCCCAGAUUCUCUACUCUCUCGUUUUGAUUUGCUAUUUAUUGUUACAGAUACUAUGGAUGAAAUCAGAGACAGAGAAAUUUCUAGUCACGUAUUGAAAAUGCAUCGAUAUGUAACACCAGGAGCAGAGGAAGGCGCUCCCGUAGUAGAAACAAUAGACGUGGUGGGAGCUGACGAUGAAGAGGAUGAAGCAAACGCUGCUGACGAUGAAGAUGAAAUAUACGAAAAGUCUCAUCCUGGCUUAUCCAAAAAUUCAGGCCGCCAGAUGAGGGCUAGUAGAAAGAAAGAUACAAAAAUCUUGAAGACCAGCUUCCUGAGGAAAUAUAUUUACUAUGUGAAAAAUACUGUUAAACCUGUACUGACACAGCGAGCCACUGAUAGAAUCAUUAACGAAUAUGCAUCCCUCAGAAAUCAAGAUGACGACGACCCAAUGAGAAAAAAGACAGCACCGAUUACAGCUCGUACUCUGGAGACACUGAUUCGUCUUUCCACAGCUCAUGCCAAAGCUAGACUAAGCACUGAAGUGCAAGAUAGAGAUGCGAAGGCCGCUGCCGAUGUAUUACGAUAUGCUAUGUUCCAGGAGGUUGUCAAAGUUAAGAAGAAUAACAAACGUAGAAAAACUGCUGCAAUGGAUACAGAUGAGGAAGAAGAGGAAGAGACUGACGGAGAAUCUGAUGACGAUUUGGACGAAGAGGCCCUUGCGGCGGCAGAUGAUAAUGAUGAUAUGAUGGAAGACGUCGAAGGAUUUAGUGCCCCUAUUGAUGUGGACAUGACGGAAGACGAUUCCGCAGAUAUUCUGCCACGCAGAUUUGAGAUAUUCAAAGAAAAAAUGGCUCGUGUCAUGAAUAAUGUAGAAAGCAUUCAGAUUGACCAACUUAUUCCAGCCGUCAAUCAAGAAAUGAAUAGAGUAGAUGCAUUCACCAGAGCCGAAACAAUUAGUGCCUUGAAAAGAAUGUCAGCUGAUAACCAAGUGUAUUAUAACGAGGAAGACGGCAACAUUUACAGAAUCUAGUCGUGAUCUUCAGCAAGAAAAACUCAUGUAUACAUACAUGGUGUUGUCUUUUAUUGUAUUUAGUACUUCUUUUAUAAUCCUUCCAUUAAUUUCAUUAUUUUUUUCCCAUGUAAACUCGCACCCCAAACCGUUGUCUUUCAUUUCUUUUCUGUUAUAAAAAAUAGAUGCAUUAAUUCUCCCUUUUGUUUUACUUGUAUAUUUGUCUAAAUCUACCGCACUGUACUAAGCGUCAUGUUAAGAAGCCUUAAGCACCAUAGAUUUUUCGUAGCACAUCAC
Messenger RNA from Mycotypha africana, 2832 nucleotides. Its product is annotated as MCM2/3/5 family-domain-containing protein. The record is from RefSeq and is a predicted model, not a curated record. Gene Ontology annotation, molecular function: ATP hydrolysis activity; single-stranded DNA binding; ATP binding. Bases 88 to 2556 code for a protein of 822 amino acids. The transcript is spliced from 5 exons. Gene Ontology annotation, biological process: DNA strand elongation involved in DNA replication; DNA replication; double-strand break repair via break-induced replication. Gene Ontology annotation, cellular component: nucleus; MCM complex. Lineage: Eukaryota; Fungi; Mucoromycota; Mucoromycetes; Mucorales; Mycotyphaceae.